Messenger RNA from Oncorhynchus masou masou (cherry salmon), 342 nucleotides. RefSeq names its product ras-related protein Rab-26-like. The record is from RefSeq and is a predicted model, not a curated record. The transcript has 3 exons. Gene Ontology annotation, biological process: regulation of exocytosis. NCBI's taxonomy places the organism in Eukaryota, Metazoa, Chordata, Actinopteri, Salmoniformes, Salmonidae. The coding region runs from base 1 to 342 and encodes 113 amino acids. Gene Ontology annotation, molecular function: GTPase activity; GTP binding.
AUGUCCCGCAAAAAGGCGGGUAAGGGCAAAAACGCCAACAGCAGCCCGACGACAGGCAUCCCCACCGGAAACCAGAAGGGGGAAACUGGGAAGAGCACCGCAGGGACGGGGAGCGUGGUGCAGGCGAACGGUAUGGUUCAUCCGAGCAGACCCUCACUCAGCAACAGCAGCGAGUUUUAUGACAUCGCAUUCAAGGUGAUGCUGGUGGGAGACUCCGGUGUGGGGAAGACCUGUCUGCUGGUGCGCUUCAAAGACGGAGCCUUCCUGGCAGGAAGCUUCAUCUCUACUGUGGGCAUCGACUUCAGGUACGACAGUUCCUCUACAGCAGGGUUCAUCAACUAG